Molecule: messenger RNA, 2679 nt
Organism: Magallana angulata
Lineage: Eukaryota; Metazoa; Mollusca; Bivalvia; Ostreida; Ostreidae
Product: testis-expressed protein 45-like
Exons: 8
Coding region: 133-1599 (488 amino acids)
Source: RefSeq, a predicted model, not a curated record
AUCUAAAAACUGCGUACCGGAAGUAGCAUGUAGCUAUGGAAAUUAUACACAAAAAUCCCCACUUGCCUUGGUUCCUCUACUGAAAUGAAAAGAUUAUGAUUGCUUGAUUUAUACUGAUUUAUCAAAAAGAACAUGUCACAGUCUGUGGCGACCCCGCUCACGAAUCCCCACACGGGGUCGGAUUUUCUCGCGUCCACCAACUUUAAAGUGGCCCAGGAUAUGUCCGUCCUACAGGAGUCUAUGAAGAGCGUUUUCAAGAAGGACUAUCCGCCAUACCAGCACUACGGCCGAGAAAAAGAAUCUGAGCGACCAAAGCUUGCUGAGGUCAUGACCCGAGAUGACACCUUCUUCAAGGACAGAGCCUCUGAAACUGUCCAUGCCUUUGAGUAUCGCUAUCUCCCAAAGCCGGUUGCUUUAGAUGACAUCCAUCAAAAGCUUCGAUCUACGAAUUUUAAGAUGGAUACUGAUGUUAAUAAAGUGAAUGUAUUUGAGACAAUGCAUACAUCAUACUUUAAACCCAAGAUGACGUCAGCUUAUCAGCGGACAGAGCCGGCGGCUUCAACGUCAGUCAGCCAUAUCCCCCAAGGUGACCCCGAUAAAGCACUGGAACCCUGCUCGGAUUACCGUGACCGCUUCAUGGGUCACGAUACUUCAGUUCACGUGACCCACAGGGCACCCUCAAUGCAUGAAGGCGGCCCGCCAACAGUGAAGGGAGACGAUCGAAUGACGAAUUUUAAAACGUCCCAUGGCGAUCAGUUCCAGGGAAAGUGGGAGAAACCCGUGCAGACCCUGCCGGCGCCUUAUGGCUACAACAUUCCUGUCGGAGACCCGGAUAAGGUGACCAUCAACGCCACCACCAUGCAGGACACCUACCCCUUCCUGAGCGACAAGAGCGAGACCAAGCCGUACUGUAAGUCCGCGGUCAGCGCCUACCUGGGGAGGACCAACUUCAAGGAGAGAGACGGGCACGGCAGAUACAACGACUACCUGAGCACCGCCAGUGUCUCCUUCCAGCCCGCGUCCACCCAGUUUGAAAGGUACCGUCCAGGGAAACACCGGAACCACAGCGAUUUCCCCGAGGGGGACCUCCAGGAAUCCAGAGUUGCCGAACGUGUCAACAUGACGACAUCAAGAUUUUACCAUGGCAACCCACCUUUGGGCCUUCACAAUCGGAUUGUCUCGGGAGCUAACCUUAGAACCAAGAGUAACGUGCAAUUUGAGGAGCCACCUCUGACGAAAACGUUCUAUGACACCACUACUCAUAGCACAUUCAAGCCAGCCAACGUUCCCUAUACGUACGACCGUACCAAGUUCCACAAGGAGACCAACAUCCCAAUGGAUUAUUAUGAUAAGAACGAGGUGAAGCCCACUUCUUCCUUCAUGGAUUUUAAGGACCCCAGGAUCGGCAGGAUGAACAUGCACAAUCCUGCCCUGGAAAACUUGAAGAUGUCCCACAUCUUGCCCCCAUUGGGCGGGUCUCAACUGCACAACACGACCCAUCAAGUGAUGUUUACCCCAAAGUCGUCAGAGAAACACGUCUACGACUCACAGAGGCUGCAGAAAAGUUCCGUUCCUCUGGGAACACUGAAAAUUGUCUAGACAUUUUAGAGUUGUCUCUCUUUGCAAGCUUGAAAUUUUAGAAGUCUUUCACUUCUACUACUAAAUUUCACAAGAGCUUGCAAAUGUCAGCUGUCAAGUAUUUAACUUUGAAUUUAGAGUGCUUAAUGUAUAGGGGGAAAUGCAAUUAAACAUUAAUAUCCCCCCUGAUUUAUUUUGUUAACACUUGUGCAUUAUCAAUGUGGUUAAAUAUAGCAAGAACACUCAGAUAAGACCCGGGUCCCAUCAGGAUAAAUGAUAAAUGUUUAUUGAGGAAUAUAAAGUAUAUUAAUAAAAUUCUUAUCAAAAUGAAAUCAACGAGAGUAAGAUUCAAGGAAAUUAAAGUAUAUUUACAAGGGUUCUUUGAAAUUUUUUAUAGUGUGUGUGUUAAUGGAGGUAGUUUUCAUAACUAUAGACCACCGCCAUGUUUUGUAGUUGUGUAUUGCUUUUAACCUAGAUAAUCACAAGUAUGACUUUUAUGAGCAAAUUUUUAUUUAAUUUAGCAAGCAAACAGAUACCCUGACUUGGGUUAUAGUUUAUAUUAAAUAAUAUUUAUUGAAUGCUCAACCUAGUAUUAAAGUUUUGCGUCUUGCCUUAUAGUUUUUUUUUAUAUGUAUGUUGCAAGCAUCAGUAUUAACUAUAUACACUAUACACAGUGCGUCGAAAAGUAUUAGUACUAGCAUUUACAUGCAUAAUACCAACCCUAACAGUAUUACGAAUUUUUUUUAACUUAUUCAUAAUAAUAAAUGUCUUGUUUUGUUGAUUUGUAUUUUUGAAGAGAUUUAUUUUUAUCGUUUGUUUUACUGAUGCUAUAAAUUGUUGUUGCAUUUUAUGUCCUUUUUGAAGUUUUUAUCGUAUACACAUAAUUUUUAUCAAUAUGUGCCGAGCCCCGUACAGUUUAAAAUUUGUCCAAACUUGUUUGUAUUUAGAGGAGAGGCGAUGGGGCUUGUAGCUUUAUUUAAAUCCAGUUGUCUGUUGCUGUGAAAGUGCUGUCCCUUGUUUAUGUUUAAUGUGUUCAGUAUUCACAAUUGUGUUAUCUUUUAAUGACUUCCUGAAAUAAAGAUUCGUUGAAAACAGAAACAA